AUGCUCCCGCGCUCCAGGUCUUCCUUUUCCGGCUCUCAAUGGGGCCCAUGGCAGGAUCUUGCCCUGCCUGGUCAUAGCCUUCCCACUUGCGCCCCACUGGUGCAGCGAAGUCCCAACUCCAUGGACAGACAAGAGAGGAGGAGACGGCGACAAAGCAAGAGGCCCUGUCAACUGAAUCGCCUCUACACGGACAUCGAACUCGAGCCCGAAGUCGUGACGAUCUCCCCGGACAGGGAGGCUCCAGCUGCUGCCACCACUGAGACAUCUGUCGCAGUGGAAAGCUCACGCCAUCCGAGCAGUGUAUACGGGUUGCCAACUCAACCAGCUGGUGGAGAGUAUUGGGUAGAGCCCUUUGGGCCGCCGAGUGCCGAAGCACAACUCACACCCAAUGAGGUUCAGCGACUCAAAUUCAUCCGGUGGAAAACGCGACACCCUCCUCCCACGACGGUGUAUCUGCGCCCAUACUUACGGGAGUCUGCUGGCCCCUCCUCCUCUCAUGAGACUUCAUUCGCCGGACUUGGAUGUGCAGCCAUUAUGACAAAAGCAACCGGACAGCCUUUGGAUGCCAAUCCAUGCCCCGCUUCUAUGAAGCCCAGCAACGCGCAUGAAGAGACCACGACCCGACCUCGUCGCAGAGCCAAGCAGGCCAGCAGGCCGGCCAAGAAGCAGCAUCAAGGAGUUGAGCUCUGCACAGAUGGAGAGAGUGAAUCCUCCCCAUCCACUCUCUCUUCCUUUUCAGAUGAACUCGGAGAGUUCCCAAGCGAAAUGACGGUUGGCAGCUUAGUUCUUCGGUCAGUGAGACCACUGCCGCCGCCAACGACACUUGCUGCCUCGUCUAUGGCAACGGGGAUGGCACCGGUUGAUGCCACCUUUACUGCUUCAACCCCAGCCACCGAGGCCUCCGGGGCAUCUGGCUCCAAGACCGAGGACCCACUUGGUCGCACGCCUCUACCUCGACGACGGCCGGCACAAGUGGCUAACGAGGAGAUUGCGGAGGGCAUCACCCCGGCUGGGAUUCCCUACCAACUGCCGAAACCAGUGCCUAAGAAGAGACCGGCCGCGGCAGGCCUGUCUUCCCAUGGGCCUUCUGCACCACCAUCGCCUCCGCAGACUUCAGUCUCCAAGGCGCCCUCUACACUGAACUCCGACUGUGCCGACCCACAGGAAGUCAUCACCACCACGGCUCCAGAGACUCAGCCUCCUGUCCAGGACACCGUGGUCACCACGGUACCGCUGCCUACAACUUCUACUUCGGAUGAAAGGAGGCAGACUCACCCUCCGGAGACGGUGAAGCGGACCAAGAAGACCACCACGAGUAAAGGCGAUGCAACCACCCGUGGACCGACACAGCCACCGAAGAAGAAGCGGGGACCUAAAUCCAAAAUCGGUCCCAAGCCGCGCCCUGCACAGACAGCCGACGUGUACGACCCUGACUACAAGCCUGACCCGGCAAGUCGCCCAAAGCGACGAAGCAAGUGGCUGAACAUCGGCCUAGAUGAGACUCCUGUUGAGACCCCGAAGCGAGGCACAGCCACAGGGGAUUCGAUUUCGGCCAGUGCUGGGUCCAUGCAGACCCAGACGUCGGCCUCAUCUGUUGGCUCGUACUUCGUGUCCCGUGGCCUCGGUGCGAUGGAUGCGUAUGCGGAACUGAUGCACUUUCUUGCGGAACAACACCCCACUGUCCGACCUCACGUGAUUUUCUUGCAAGAAACGCAUUGGAAAACACCUUCCGAUUACUCUACUGACCAGUGGCACGUCGUAUCCACACCGGCCGAACCUGCGGCAUCCGGUGGUGUUGCCAUAUUGAUCUCUGUCGAUCUCUGCGAUGCAAAUUCCAUCCUCACGGCCUCACCCAUCUCAGGUCGGCUACUCCACGCCCGCGUCCAGCUAGGCUCUGCAUGCCAGCUUGAUCUGAUCAACCUUUAUCAGAAAGUUUGGGCCACAAGCUUGACCAGAGGCAAAGAUCCGCAGACCAACGACUCGCGUCAACUUCGACGUACUGUUUGGCGAUCCUGGCGCCAGCUCCUUGGAAGCCUCCCACGGCGGAGCCUUUGGAUUGUAGCUGGGGAUUUUAAUACCAACCUACAACCCAAUGCACGACUGGUUGGUGCUAGAGCUGCUCCCUUCAUGAAGAGACCACAGCCAGACUCUAAAGAAAUGAUGGAUGUCGUGCAAGACCUCAGGCUGUUACACCUCAAUUCGUGGACCAGGCGAGCUAGGGCGACGUAUCGGUCAACUCAGGGAAACACCCUCAUUGAUCAUGUAUUUUUGCGGCAAGACCAGAGUGACACUGAAGCUCGACAGGCUGGUCCCGUGGACUGGCCCCUCGCGCGUUGGCGAGGUGGCGGCAGGCAUUGGCCAGUUCUCUUCAGCGUCCCGGUCCCUACAAGACAUUACACUACAAGGCGAACUCAGCCCCAGUCUUCUAUCGAUAAAGCGGAGCUCCUCAGGGUCUGUCGCUCAGAUGUGGACCCAAGGGCACAGGCCUUUCGACAGGAUGUACGGAACUGGCUUGCUGCUAAUCCCUGUCGCACCAUCUCUGAAGUCAAUCAGUACCUGCAUGAUGUGUCCACUCGACUCUUCCCCUCUACAAAGCCAACCGCCAAGACAGGUGCCUGGCAGCACCCCACCGUCUCUUUAUCUGUUCGACAAAUGUGGGCCGCCUACAAGGAUUGGAAGCACCCCCCACCAGGCCGGCAACGACUCUUUUCUGCCUGGCGAGCCUAUAGUCAGUUCAAGCGAGCACACCGCGAAUUCAGGCGAGCCACGCGGGCUGCCAAGACGGCACAGAUGCAGGCACUUACACAGAGUAUGCAAGAGGCCACAGACAAAGGAGACGUUAGGGCACUCUUCCGUCUUGCCGCCAGUCUCUCUCCGCAGAAACGGCGCCCGCGCCUUCAACUGCGAGGGCCCCAGGGCGAGCUUUGGACGCCCCAGCAACAACUGGAUUGCUUGAGACAACACUAUGAGGCCCUGUAUGCCUCUCCGGACACCACUGACACCACGAUCUCCUCUACUGGUCCGCCUCUACCUACGACAUCUCCCACCAUUUCCUUCCCCGACUUUACUGUCACCGAUGUUCUUGAAGGCUUGCUGAAGCUACCGCCGCAUAAGGCUGCGCCUCCAGGCAAGGCGACAAGCAGUUCCUGGGUCUUAUGUGCUCGAGAGCUCGCACCAUGGCUACAUCACAAAAUUUCACAUCUUGACCAGGUGCCAUCCGACUGGCGCGAUGCUUGGAUGAGCUUGCUACCGAAGGUGACACAUCCCAUGAAACCCAAGGACCUGCGCCCACUCGGCAUCACUGAAAUUUCUGGACGUGUUGCUGCCGGCCUGGUCCAAAAAGAGCUGCGACCUUACUUGGUCGAACUCCUGGCAGCGGAACCGCAGUUCGCAUAUGCACCAGGAAGAUCCACAGACGCUGCUUUGUCACGCGUCUUUGCACAUUGUGAGAAGGUCAUUGAAAUGUGCACCCCUGCACCCUACAACAUUCUUGACUCUCGCUUCGCGCCUGCAGCCAAGCCCUUGGCAUCAGGAGGAGGCCUACAACUGAGCUUGGACCUAUCGAACGCUUUUGAUGUGUUACCUGGGCCUUGA
Molecule: messenger RNA, 3594 nt
Organism: Symbiodinium sp. CCMP2592
Lineage: Eukaryota; Dinophyceae; Suessiales; Symbiodiniaceae
Source: the annotation of a GenBank genome assembly